AUCUCCGGUCCCCAUUCCGUCUCUUCCUCUUCUGUUAACACCAUUACUACCCAAACUAAGCUACACCUUGCAGCACCAGUACCCUACUUUUUCAGCUGUUUAUGUGAUCAUGGGAAUUCAGAAGCCAGCAUGGUUGGAAGCCCUCUACACUCAGAAGUUCUUUGUGCCAUGCUCAAUUCACGAACAUGCGAAGAAGAACGAGAAGAACGUCUUCUGCUUGGAUUGCUGCACCAGUAUUUGUCCUCACUGCGUCCCUUCUCAUCGCUUCCAUCGCCUUGUUCAAGUUCGUCGCUAUGUCUAUCAUGAUGUGGUCCGGUUGGAAGAUCUUGAGAAGCUCAUCGACUGCUCUAACGUGCAAGCUUAUACGAUCAACAGUGCCAAGGUGGUGUUCAUCAAGAAGAGACCCCAAAAUAGGCAGUUCAAAGGCUCCGGAAACUAUUGCACUUCCUGUGACAGAAGCCUCCAAGAACCUUAUAUCCAUUGCUCUCUAGGCUGCAAGGUGGACUUCGUGCUCAAACACUACAAAGAUCUGUCUCCCUAUCUAAGACCAUGCAAUACGUUGCAACUAAGCCCGGAUUUCUUCGUCCCCCAAGAAAUGGGAGACGAAGAGACGACGAACGAGACUCCUCACUCGACCAUCGUGGAUUGCGACGAGCCAAUGAGCUGGUCCUCGGGCUCGUCAGGCUCCGAGAGCAUGAGCGUGAUCUGCACCGACUUUGUUCGUAAGAAAAGGAGCGGAGUACUCUAUGUGUGUGGAAGAACAGCCAACAAGGUCUCGGAGGAGGACAUGGCCACCAGCAUGAGUAGAAGAAAAGGCAUUCCCCAUAGGUCUCCUUUGUGUUAAGCAAUAAUUAAUUAAGACCAACCUUUUCUUUGAUUUUUUUUUUUUCUUCUUAAUUUGCCACUUUGGAGUUUUUCUUCUGAGAUUUUUGCCACUUGACUCAUGCUAGCUAGCUACUGCUUUUAACUCUCUCUCUCUCUCUCUGAGUAUUUCUAGGUUAAUUAAUUACUUGGUCGGGGGGUUUUGUCUUAAUGGCAUCACGUGAUUCCCAAUUCCAAGUUAUGGUUUUGUACAUUGUUUUCUUAGGUUUCGUCAUGUUAUAUGAUUUAUUUAUUAUGGAUUCAAGUCAUAAAUUGGAGG
Diospyros lotus (date-plum) is the source of this 1141-nucleotide messenger RNA. Its product is annotated as protein RGF1 INDUCIBLE TRANSCRIPTION FACTOR 1. Bases 110 to 844 code for a protein of 244 amino acids. The transcript is spliced from 4 exons. The record is from RefSeq and is a predicted model, not a curated record. Lineage: Eukaryota; Viridiplantae; Streptophyta; Magnoliopsida; Ericales; Ebenaceae. Gene Ontology annotation, molecular function: zinc ion binding.